AUGUCGUCCUCUACAGAGCUGGUCGUCCUCGUCACGGCCGGGUCAGCAGGACUGGGUGCCGCGGCCGCGCGACUGUUUGCGCGCAACGGCUACCAUGUGAUUGUCAACUAUGCGAACAACAAGGCGCGGGCAGACGCGCUGCUGGCCGAGCUCAACGGCACCGACGGCCAGAAGACGCACGUUGCCAUCCAGGCGGACCUGACGUCGCGCACAGCCGUCGAGCGGCUGGCUCGAGAGGCACAGGCGGCCUUUGGCCGUCUGGACGUCGUCUUCUCCAACGGUGGCUGGACUGAGUUCCGCGACACCACCCGGCUCAGCGACAACGUCUUUGAUGAGGACUGGGACCGCGCGUUUGUCAUGAACGUCAAGUCGCACAUCUGGCUGCUGCACGCCGCCGAAGCAGCCCUGGCCGAGCACGAGGGCGCCUUCAUCACGACCGCGUCCAUGGCCGGUGUCAGCGGCAUGGGCAGCUCGUUGGCCUACGCAGCCUGCAAGGCCGCCCAGAUCCAUAUGAUCAAGGGGCUGGCCUGCAUGGUCGGGCCCAACAUUCGCGUCAACACGGUGUCGCCGUCGAUGUUGGAGACCGAGUGGGCCGAGCGCUUCUCGCCAGCCCAGAAGAAGGGCUUGCUCGAGAAGAGCAAGCUGAAUCGCUUCGUCACAGUAAAUGACGUGGCCGACCAGGUCUUGGGACUGGCUAGAAACAGGAGCAUGACAGGGGUUAACGUGAUAUUAGACGCCGGCAUCGGCUUGUAG
This is a messenger RNA of Grosmannia clavigera kw1407, 753 nucleotides long. RefSeq names its product short chain dehydrogenase reductase. Lineage: Eukaryota; Fungi; Ascomycota; Sordariomycetes; Ophiostomatales; Ophiostomataceae. The record is from RefSeq and is a predicted model, not a curated record. The transcript is spliced from 2 exons. The coding region runs from base 1 to 753 and encodes 250 amino acids.